CAAAUCUCAUAUCCUAUGAUAGAAUAUUAAAAAGAAACUCAUUCAUAUUUUUCAUAUUAAGCAUCAGCCUGCGCAGAAAAUCAUCCUCCAUCUAUCGACAUGAUAGUUGAGCUUCUACUCUUGUUCCUCCUGCUCAUUUUCUCUUUCCUCCUCUUCUUUUUCUUUACCACUGGAAGUUCAAAAUCUGAAAAAUCUAUCUCCAGCCAUCUCCCAAAAUCUUACCCAUUGAUAGGUUCCUCUUUCGCUAUAAAGGCAAACUUCGACCGACGAGUUCAAUGGACGUCGGAUAUUCUCCAAACUAUACCUUCUGCAACAUUUGUCCUCCACCGCCCUUUGGGCCUUCGCCAGAUCUUCACCGGAAACCCGGCCAAUGUCGAACAUAUACUCAAGACUCACUUCCAGCAUUAUCAGAAAGGACCUUUUACUCGACACACUCUCUUCGACUUCCUUGGCAAUGGUAUCUUCAAUUCCGACGGUGACACUUGGAAGUUUCAGAGGCAAGUUGCCAGCCAUGAAUUCAGCACCAAAUCUCUGCGUAAAUUUGUUGAGACUGUGGUUGAUACUGAACUCUCUCAACGCUUAAUUCCAAUCCUCUCUGAUGCAGCUGCCAAUAGAACAGUACUUGAUUUGCAAGAUAUUCUUCAGAGAUUUGCUUUUGACAACAUAUGCAAGAUCGCUUUCGGGUAUGAUCCUGCGUAUUUGUCGCCUUCUCUUCCACCCGCACCUUUCGCAGAAGCUUUCGAAGAGAGUGUCAGGAUCAUCAGUGAUAGAUUCAAUCGUUCUUUUCCUAUAAUAUGGAAAAUCAAAAAGUUUUUCCAUGUUGGAUCUGAAAAACGUCUCAAAAAAACCAUGUCUCAAGUACGCGAUUUUGCCAUGAACAUAGUCAAAGGGAAGAAGGGAGAACUCAAGCAGAACUCUUCCCUCGAAUCCGUCGAUCUCUUGUCGCGAUUCUUGAGCUCUGGCAUUUCCGAUGAGACCUUUGUCACUGAUAUUGUCAUUAGCUUCAUAUUAGCCGGUCGUGACACCACAUCCGCGGCUUUAACAUGGUUUUUCUGGUUACUUUCGAAAAACCCACAGGUAGAAGCUGAAAUUCUUAAAGAAAUACGAGAGAAAUCAGACGUACCCAUUUUCGAAGAAGUAAAGGACAUGGUGUACACCCACGCUUCCUUAUGCGAGACCAUGAGAUUGUACCCUCCAGUUCCUGUGGACUCCAAAAUUGCAGUGAGCGACGACGUUUUGCCUGACGGGACAGCAUUGAAGAAGGGAACUAGAGUCACAUAUCAUCCAUACGCGAUGGGUAGGCUAGAGGUCCUGUGGGGUCCGGAUUGGGCUGAUUUCAAGCCAGAAAGGUGGCUGCAAGAAGCAGAUGGAGUCAACAACAAACGGAGUUUCAUUGGGAGAGAUCCCUACACCUAUCCGGUGUUUCAAGCCGGGCCAAGGGUUUGUUUAGGAAAAGAAAUGGCGUUCUUGCAAAUGAAGAGGGUGGUUUCUGGAGUCCUAAGUAGGUUUAAAGUGGUGCCAGCGGCAGAGGAUGGUGAGGAGCCGGUUUUUAUUGCCUAUCUCACGAAUAAGAUGAAAGGUGGCUUUCCAGUGACGUUUGAGAAAAGAAUUGCGUACUAAAUGAUUAAAUCUUGAAUAAAUUUGUUGGUUUAGUGUAAUAAAUUGCUUCUAUUACAAAAUAUUCACGUAGUUUGUUUUCUAAUCGUGGAUUAUUGUAAGUUUGUUCCAUUGAACAAAGCAAGAUUUAGCUGUAUAUUAGUUAAAUAAAAUUUUAGAUUUGAAAAGAAUAUUUUUUUUUU
This is a messenger RNA of Hevea brasiliensis (rubber tree), 1799 nucleotides long. RefSeq names its product cytochrome P450 94A2. Gene Ontology annotation, molecular function: oxidoreductase activity, acting on paired donors, with incorporation or reduction of molecular oxygen; heme binding; monooxygenase activity. Bases 100 to 1620 code for a protein of 506 amino acids. NCBI's taxonomy places the organism in Eukaryota, Viridiplantae, Streptophyta, Magnoliopsida, Malpighiales, Euphorbiaceae. The transcript has a single exon. The record is from RefSeq and is a predicted model, not a curated record.